This is a messenger RNA of Quercus robur (English oak), 2205 nucleotides long. Its product is annotated as RNA demethylase ALKBH9B-like. The record is from RefSeq and is a predicted model, not a curated record. Lineage: Eukaryota; Viridiplantae; Streptophyta; Magnoliopsida; Fagales; Fagaceae. The transcript is spliced from 6 exons. Gene Ontology annotation, biological process: mRNA catabolic process. Gene Ontology annotation, molecular function: demethylase activity; mRNA binding. Bases 753 to 2042 code for a protein of 429 amino acids.
UCUCAUGUGAAUUUUAUCACACUACGUUGACAUGGCAUUUUCCUUAAAUAAAAUUUUUUUUUUUAAAAGGAACCACAUGGAACUCAAUAUUUACAAAGUUGAGUUAUUUUCCUUUUAAAAUCUUUUUAAACUAAUGGAACUCGAUACUUUAAAUAUUGAGUUCCACGUGGCUUUUAUUAGUGGAGAGUGCCAUAUCAACAUCAUUCAUCAUGGCAAAAUUCAUACAAAACUUAAUCAUACAAAAAUCAAGUUUUACGCUUAAGGGUAUUUGGUACAUAUAUUUAAAUAAUAAUGUUCAUUAUUUAAACAUGAAAUAUGUAUUUUUACAAUACUUAAAUAACAAUAUAAAAAUAAAUUAAAUUAAAAAUAUCUCUAACUGAACGACCCAUAAAUUCCAAAACAGGGACUUUCCCCUAAAUAUUGAAAACAUGAAAAAUUGCUAUAUUUUUUUGCUAAUUAAGGGCAUUUUUCCAUUUUGGCCAAAAAAAAAAUUAACAAAUAAUCACACGUGUUGUGGUACGAAAGCGUAAGCGAAGGUGAAAGUGAAACAACCGAGCAGGCUCCCCUCUCAAGUCUCAAGUUCUGAACUUAGGAGUUAAAAGUCAACAAAACAAAAAAGUAAACAUAAACAUACUACCAAUAGUAAAAAAAAUAAAAACCAAAUCUUGGGUUAUAAAUCGUUUCCACGUUAUUUAUUUUUCUCUCUCUAUAAACAAAAAGAAAAAGUCUGUAGUUAACGAGUGACUCGGGCGAUGACCGGAGAGUUGACUCGUUGGGAGUCCGACGGAGAGAGCUUGUUGAAGAGCUUAGAACGCGACGAGAUUUUUGAGUAUUUAUCUGAAGGCUUUUGCCGUCAGUGCAAGUCUCUUCUCCAAACUCGUAUUCACUCCCUCGUCAACCAAAAGGUGCGUGAGCGUGAAAUAAGACCCAAGUCAAAUAAUGGUGACAUUGAAGGUUCAAGAUUUUUGAGUAGGCAAAGACAGGAGACUCGUUUUACUCAAAUGCCUGACUCUUCUUCAUGGAGAAAAGGAUCCAACUCUCACUUUCAGUCAUUAAACAAUUCAUCAUCUGAUGGACGUGACAGUGAGGAGGAGCAAAACGAGCAUAUCAGAGUAUCACAAGUUGUGAGGGAAAAGGAGUUUGUUUAUUUUGAGCGGAUAAAUGGGAAACCAACAAAUGUGCUUCAAGGCCUAGAGCUUCAUACCGGGGUUUUUAAUGCCGAGGAACAGAGGAAGAUUGUCGAAUGCGUCUAUGAUUUCCAAACUAUGGGCCAAAGGGGACAGCUAAGAGAGCGUACUUAUUCAGAACCAAGAAAGUGGAUGCGUGGUAAGGGGCGUGUCACUAUUCAAUUUGGUUGUUGUUACAAUUACGCAGUGGAUAAAAAUGGGAACCCUCCAGGCAUAGUAAGAGAUGAAGAAGUGGAUCCCCUACCAUCCUUGUUUAAGAAAAUGAUCAAAAGAAUGGUUAGGUGGCAUGUUUUACCUCCAUCAUGCAUACCUAACAGUUGUAUUGUAAAUAUUUAUGAAGAAGGAGAUUGCAUUCCACCUCACAUUGACCAUCAUGACUUUGUCCGACCAUUUUGCACAGUUUCAUUUUUGACUGAAUGCAAUAUACUUUUUGGCUCAAAUCUGAAGAUUUUGAGUCCAGGGGAGUUUGGGGGACCUGUCUCUAUGCCAUUGCCUGUAGGAUCAGUGUUGGUUCUAAAUGGUAAUGGAGCUGAUAUUGCUAAACACUGUGUUCCAGCUGUCCCAGCAAAAAGGAUAUCCAUAACAUUUAGGAAAAUGGAUGAUAGCAAAAUGCCAUACAGAUUUUUGUUGGACCCCGAAUUGGAUGGGAUUAAUCCUCUUGACUAUUCUUUGGCAAAUCACCGGAAAGUGCACUACAACGACAAAUCUACCCGUCGUGAAUAUGAACCUGUGAGAACAAGGAGCAACAACUCCUUUGUCAUUGAGAAAGAUGAUUUUCCUCCACUUGGCAGCUCAAGAGCUGCCAUGAAUGGAUUGAGAGUCAGCAAAGACAGAUCAAGGCAACGAAAAUUUUGAAAGUUAGUAGUUACUUGAUCAAAUUUGUUGUUGUAUCAGGAAGAGUGCAAUUUGUUUGGUUCAAGUUAUAUAUUUUUUGUGGCCAUGUAACAUUCUAAGAUACUCGAAUUUUGAUACAUUUUUUAGAACCCAAUAAUACUAAAUGCAUAUCUAUUUUUAUCCA